Molecule: messenger RNA, 450 nt
Organism: Hymenoscyphus albidus
Lineage: Eukaryota; Fungi; Ascomycota; Leotiomycetes; Helotiales; Helotiaceae
Source: the annotation of a GenBank genome assembly
AUGCUGACCUCAGAUAGAUUUGAGUGUUUAUACGACAUAACCUCACUCAGCGCCAAACUCUGCUGUGAAGCGAUCUCCACAGAACCUAGGCUCAAAUGGCGAGGCCCUCUUAGCCAGGCUCGCCAGGAAAAUACUGGUACGUAUUCACAGCAUACCCCCAUUCACUUGUCCAAAUCAUCUUGGUAAGAAGCUAACAAGAUGUUUUGCAGAAAGGAGCUUUCAACAUAGCCCAACUUGAACAGUCCAGAGCUGGAUAGGUUGCCUGCUACAGCCAUAGGCCAGACGUACAUUUCCCGACAAAAAGAGCUGCAUAACUUCCAAAGAACUCUAAAGCUGAUACGAACCGAAAAAGAUGCCAGCUUGUUCAAACCCCUGAGCCGUUCUGAGCCUGUACAAACCGUUCUGAGCCGUCAUGAGCUGAAGCUGGUUACCACUGCCAAGACAGUAUAA